Choloepus didactylus (southern two-toed sloth) is the source of this 2034-nucleotide messenger RNA. RefSeq names its product coiled-coil domain containing 154 (gene CCDC154). Gene Ontology annotation, biological process: bone mineralization involved in bone maturation. The transcript has 16 exons. NCBI's taxonomy places the organism in Eukaryota, Metazoa, Chordata, Mammalia, Pilosa, Megalonychidae. The record is from RefSeq and is a predicted model, not a curated record. The annotation marks the transcript as partial.
CAUCGGUUGUUACCAUUGCCAGCUCCAUUGUGGGUGGCUGUCGAGGAGCCGGGUGCACCGGGCUGCCUGCUUGCCGCUGAGCUGGCCGAGACCAGCGGCUCGUCCCUGUUAGGGGCGCCCCCCACUUCCCCGCCGAACACCAUCGUCCUGGAGAACCUGGGUCUGCUCCUGUUGGAGGGUCUCGCCAGCCCCGAGCCCCUGAGUCCGGAGGGGCUCUCGGAGCGCUAUGAGUCCAGCCGCCUGGCAUUCUCCACCUCCAUCCCUGAGCAGGACACCUCCAGGCGCUGGAAACAGCUGGAGCAGUGGGUGGCCGACCUGCAGGCUGAGGUGGCCUGUCUGCGCGGGCACGAGGACCGCUGCGAGCGGGCCAUGCUGAGCCUGCUGCGGGAGCUGCUGCAGGUGCGGGCGCACGUGCAGGCGCAGGACUCGGAGCUGCGGCGGCUGCAGCAGGCCCUGCAGCAGGCCACGCACACCCCUGAGAAGGAGGCCUGCGAGCUCACCAGCGCCCCGAACCAGAACCAGGUCCAGGCCCUGGAAAGAAGGCUGGUGGAGGUCCGAGAGGCGCUGACCCAGAUCAGGAGGAAGCAGGCGCUGCAGGACUCGGAGCGCAGGAAUGGCGGCCAGGAGGUGGACCUGAGGUUGGCCAAGGUGACGGGGAGGCUGAAGCAGGAGGCGCAGGAGAGAGAGGAGGCCUGUGGCGCCCUGCGGAAGGGCCAGGAGGAGACCAGCCACAGGGUGGACGUCGAGGUGGCCAAGCUGCAGGCCCAGGUGGCCCAGCUCGGCGAGGAGAUGAGCCUGCGCUUCCUCAAGAGAGAGGCCAAGCUGUGCAGCUUCCUGCAGAAGAGCUUCCUCGCCAUCGAGAAGAAAACGCAGGCCUCCGAGAGCAGCCGGGCCCAGGCGGAGGGCAGCCUGUGGGAGGAGCUGGAGAGCAGGUGGCGGAGGCUCCAGGAGCAGAACGAGGAGCACAUGCGGGGUCUGCGGGGGCAGCGGGAGCAGGAGGAGUCGCAGCUGCUGCAGCAGUGCCGGGGCCUGGAGCAGGCCAUGGUCCGGCUCACCGAGUUCGUGCGGCAGAACCAGUUGUCACUGACCCGUGUCCUGCAGGCCUGCAAUGCCACGGGAAACCUGGAGAAGAGCCGGGCCGGCGAGCUGGCCCAGCAGGAGACGCACAGCGCACUGGCGGUGCUCCAGGAGAAGAGCCAGGCCCUGGAGGCGUCGGUGGCAGAGCUGGGCCUGCAGGUGAAGGGCCUCAGCAAGCACUUCCUGGCCCUCAGCUGGAAGCUGGACCUGCAGGAGCAGACCCUGAGCCUGAGGCUGUCUGAGGUGAAGCGUGACCAGGAAGGCACCAAGAGGAGAUCCCUGGAGGACUUGGCUCAGUGGCGGAAGGAGGCCGAGGUGCACCUGAGGGAGGUGCGCGAGAAGGUGGACGGCCUCCCCAGGCAGAUCGAGAGCAUCUCCGACAGGUGCAUCCUGCACAAGAGCGACUCAGACCUGAAGAUCUCGGCUGAGGGCAAAGCCAGGGCGUUUGCGGUCGGGGCGCUGCGGCAGGAGCUGGCCGCCGUGCUGUUGUCCCUGCAGCACCUCAAGGAGGACAACCCCAGCCGGAAGGUGGCCGAGAUCCAGGGCCGGCUGACCACGUUUCAGAACCAGCUGAUGAAGUUGGAAAACAGCCUCCAGGACAACAGAACCAUCCAGAACCUCAAGUUUAAUACAGAAGCCAAGCAGCGGGCGGAGGAGAUGGCCUCGCUGCGGCUGUGGUGCGAGGAGGGGCCCCAGGUGCCAGGCAGCAGGAGGGGGCCCGUGGCGCGUGGGCAGCGGCGCUGCUUUGUCAAGGAUGUGGCGCCCGGCGAGGAAGCCCCCGUGAACCGCUGGGGCAUGUACCAGGCCGCCAGGUGGUUGCACUGGAAGGCGGCCCUCAUGGGCCUGACGCCGAAGCGGAGGCCGAGAGCCCCCCGGGAGAAGCCCCCCGGCCUGGAGCCUGCCCCCCGGCUGGCAGCCCUGCCCCAGUCCCAGAAAUAAACGCGGCUGAGUUUUGGA